UUUGGUCCAAAUUUUUCAACACUUAACAGCACCAGCAGAUCACACAGUGAGGUUACCUGACAGACUCCUUUAUUUAUCUUCUUUCUCUCAUUUUCAAAUAACUGUGAUGAAUCACAGCAAAGUUGAAUUUGAGCCUUUUGACUAUUCCUACUAUGACUAUCCGGACUGGUACUCGAGCAAUGCAGAACCAACAACACUACCCAAAGAAGUGAUUUUACCAUGUUACCCCACAGCAGAUGACAAGCUCUUCCACAUAUGUAUGCUGUCAAUAUCUAUUGUGAUCAUGUUGAUUCUGGCUGCUCUUACUAGGAAAAACAAUUUCUGCCAAGGAUUUACAAGAGGAUCCUCUAGUAUCUUCAGUCCAGCCAACUUCCUGGACCAGACUCAGGAUAAAGGCCUGGUAAUGGCUGUUUUUGGACUGGUUUUCAGCAAGCUGGCUAUGCUGGUGAUUGCUCCAAACCCUCUGCCUUUCUCCAAAGAUCAUCCAGCUGAAAUGAAAGAGUACAUGAAGAUCAUUGCCAUCUUCUACUAUCCACUCCUGUACUAUCCUCUGUUGGUGUGUGGAACUCUGCAGCAUAGAACAGGUUAUGUGUUUGGGGCACUCCUCUCCUUCAGUUACUCCGGCGUCUUGGUGUGGCAGAAGUUUGACUGUCCAAAGACUCCAGAGAUCUAUAAGUACUAUGCUCUGCUUGCAAGUCUUCCUCAGCUGGCCUGCCUUGCAUAUCUCUGUGUCCAGUUUCUUCUGUUGUUUGUCAAAGGCCCAAAGACUGAUGAGGACCUGGACAGCAGCUACUAUGUCGACUAUGUGAAGUUACUUCUCAAGAAAAAGUCCUCAGCUGUCAGCUCUUCAACUACAGAAAAACCAUCAUUGGCAGAGAGAAUAUUGGAAGUACCCAAGAGUUAUAUUUAUAUACCUGAAAAAUCUUUUCGUUUUCCACUAAAACUGGCAGUAUCUGCAUUUGUUGCUUUCCUGGCAAUAUAUCAUACAGCAUUGUUGUUGGUUGUCCUGGUUGUCCCCACCCUCCAUAUUGUUCGUGCUGGUAUUGAUGAAAACAUUGCCUUCCUGUUACUGGGGUUUGGGAUUGUUCUAUCAGAUGACAGGAUGGAGGUUGUCAAGAUUGUGACUUUCUACACUUGGUUGCUGGAAGUGUGCUACCUCUGUGCCAUGACCCUGUCUUGUUUGGUUGGUCUUACUAUGCUCAUGAGGUCCAUGGUUCUCCACAGGUCAAACCUGAAAGGACUUUACAACAUUUAUAACAGCCAGAAGACCAUCUGUCCAUCUAAACCUGCUGUUGUCUGUUGGAUGGGCUUGACAGGAUACCAGGCUGCCAUAAUCUGCCUUGGAAUGGCUGUCCAGACUGUUGUGUUUUUCAUCUGCUUCUUGUUCCUGGUGUUUUUGAUCAUCAUUCCAGUUUUUUAUGGACAUAACAUCGUCAUCUUUGAAAUUGCACGAAAGGCAUGGCCUGCCUGGGUUACACUCUUACUGGUUAAUGCACUGCAACAUGUGACUGCUAAGUUUGCUUUUAUUAAAAAGGAAGCUGGAACAAGAGACUUGAAGAAUAGAGAUAGUCUGUUCCUGUUGACAUACAUGCUCUUCCUUAUCAACAUUGUGGUGGGACUGGUUGUUGCCAUAUGGAGAAUGGUGAUAACAGCUUUGUACAAUAUCCUCCAUCUUGGUCGUAUUGACAUCAGUCUGCUGCACCGCACUGCAGAGUCCUAUGACCCAGCCUACCGAUACUACACCCAGUUCUUGAGGGUCGAAGUCAGUCAGUCACACCCAGUGAUGAAGGCUUUUUGUGGGCUGCUGCUGGACAUGAUGGUUGAGGGUGGCAGAGCUGGACAGAAAAUCCAAGAUGCAGAGGGAGCCUGCUCCUCCUUCAUGCUUUCAGGGAUUCAGGAGAGCAGACCAAGCAAGGCAACCAGCAGUCGGAGGAUUCGUUCUCGCUGGCAGCUGCUGUACACACUGGUUAACAACCCUUCCCUGCUGGGUUCCAGGAAGCACUUCCACACACAACAGAUAUCAGAGAGUGUCCGGAAUGGCACCCCCAAACACAGCUUCAAGAAGGGCAGCAAGAAAUCAGCCCCUGAGCCUGAACCAGCCACUGAAAUCCUCACAAAUCAGGAGACAACUGAAUGCGGUUCCUCAUCUAUAUGAUGGAGUUGGUAGCUUAAAAAUCAAAUUUAAAAAAUCUGAAGUUCGAAAAAAAUUGUCUCCAACCUGUUACAUUUUUGCUGUACAGUUGCAGGUGAUGAAUGAGUUCAUGAGAUUAUUUUCUUUGUUAAUCCUUUUUAAAAUGUUGGCAAACCCACUUUAACAUCACAGUCACACGUCAAGCCUGGGCAGCCUCAGAUAAUCUUGCUUGUUCUUGCUUUGUGGAUGAAACUGUGUCACAAUAAUAUGAAUCAGCUCCCAGCAAAGAAAAAUUAACUUUCAGAAUUAUAUAGUACAGACUGAGUGACUGAAUGUCAAAGUGAGCAUCAGGAUUUGAGUGGAGGUCAAUACGAGGCUGUUCAUUAGUCUCUCUUUUACCCCAUGGUUCUGCCUCAUGGGCAGUUAGUUGUCAGUAUGCCCUCUGUUCUCCAUGAUUUCCAUGGAAGGUAACAUAUUUCAACCUAUGUUUAGAAUAAAUCUGUAACACUGGAGUCAUAAGGACUUUAUACAUACUACAUUGUAAGCUUUUGUUGCUUUGCUGUCUUGUGUUAUUAUUAAUAAUAAUAAUAAUAAUAAUAAUAAUAAUAUAAUUAAUCUUAAUGUUAUUGUAUGUCAUCACAUAUUAAGAGAUGUGGGUGUUU
Messenger RNA from Solea solea (common sole), 2793 nucleotides. Its product is annotated as receptor for retinol uptake stra6-like. The coding region runs from base 107 to 2155 and encodes 682 amino acids. Gene Ontology annotation, molecular function: signaling receptor activity; retinol transmembrane transporter activity. Gene Ontology annotation, biological process: vitamin A import into cell. NCBI's taxonomy places the organism in Eukaryota, Metazoa, Chordata, Actinopteri, Pleuronectiformes, Soleidae. Gene Ontology annotation, cellular component: plasma membrane. The record is from RefSeq and is a predicted model, not a curated record. The transcript is spliced from 17 exons.